GUGGUAGAUAGCGUCACAUAUACUUUUCCACUUUUAGUUCAGCCGGAAAAAUAUUUCAGCUAAUUCACUUACGAGCGUCAAAACUAAUUGUAUAAUCUUGUGAAUUUCCACAGAAGACAUAUUUAAAGAAAAAAAAAAAAGAAAAAUAGUUUUUAGAAUGAUCAAGUACUCUCAACGUUAAAACAGAUUAAUAAAAAAUAGCAAGCAUCCUUAAAAAAAUAAACGAUGGAAAAACAUAAAGAAUCAUCUUUAGAGUCUACUGAGGAUAUUAAAAUAAUUGAAGAGUCAUCUUUAAUAACUUCAAACAAUAAUUAUAUCCCUCAAAAGACGUUGACUAAACCGUGUUCGAAAGAACCAUUAUGCAUAAGAUUAAACGAUUCGAUUAUUGAUGAUCUUGAUUGCAAGUUACAAAAGGUAGACAAAAAAAUGGAAGAACUUUCCCUAAUACCAGUUUUCAGACGUAUGAUCUGCUUGGCCAUAAAAUUCGAGUGCGUUGCUGAAGUACUGAGCAUAGUAUCAAUGGAAACAGAGUUAACAGUAUUGUAUCGCAUGACUCAUCGUGGAAAGGAACUGGACAAAGUGUUGACUCAAUUUCGCGUGGUAGAAUCAGAUCACCUAUCCUUGCUGAACUGCUACAAAGCAUGGGAAGCUUCUUUCUUUAAUAAGAUCUGGUGCAAACGUGUCAGUCUCGAUUUUACGAUCAUGCAAAAAGUUCUUAAUUUUCGUCAGCAACUCGAGCAAGCUUUGAUUGAACAAAACAUAAAAAUUUCAAGCUGUGGGAUUGAGUGGCUGAGUUUGUUGAAAUGUAUUUCAUGGACUUAUAUCUACAAAGCAGCUAAGAUCGUUAACAAAAUCAGUGGCGAAUAUGCUAGCUGCCAAGCUGGUAACUCGAGAUUUAUCCACCCAUCUUCAGCAGUUAACUAUUUGGGGUUCAAACCUACUUAUCUGGUUUAUCAUCAACUUGUUGCUACAGAAAAAACUCUAUUUAUGCGAGGUGUCACAAUAAUUGACGCCGAAUGGUGCCCUAAUCCAGAAAAAAUGUUUUCCAAGCCGAAAAUUUCGGCUAAUAUCAGUAACGUAUCAGUUUUACGUGACAAACUUUAGGUAUUUAGUAAAUUAUACAAAUUAGUUAAUCGUCAUAGUCAAUUAUCGAUUAAUUUUUGUAAAUUUCAAGGCUUGUAAUAAUUAAAAAUUAAUUAAAUUCUUGUAUAUACUUUCAGCGAAUAUUUUAGUAAAGUAAUCAAUCAGUUUGUGAUGAUGAAUGAAAUAUUUGUUAUUGUUAAUUAAAAUAUCUUCUAUUAAACAAAAGUUGGUUGUUCUUAAUUGAUUAAAGCUUAAGUUUGAAAAUUCAUUCAUUAGAAGUAUACAAUAAAAAUAUUUUUUGUAGAAAAUAAAAUU
Molecule: messenger RNA, 1398 nt
Organism: Cotesia glomerata
Lineage: Eukaryota; Metazoa; Arthropoda; Insecta; Hymenoptera; Braconidae
Product: pre-mRNA-splicing factor ATP-dependent RNA helicase PRP16-like
Exons: 2
Coding region: 226-1104 (292 amino acids)
Biological process (GO): mRNA splicing, via spliceosome
Cellular component (GO): intracellular anatomical structure; spliceosomal complex
Molecular function (GO): RNA binding
Source: RefSeq, a predicted model, not a curated record